Closterium sp. NIES-65 is the source of this 2706-nucleotide messenger RNA. The record is from the annotation of a GenBank genome assembly. NCBI's taxonomy places the organism in Eukaryota, Viridiplantae, Streptophyta, Zygnematophyceae, Desmidiales, Closteriaceae.
AUGAGCUUAGAAGCCGAGCCUUUACGUUCGGAACAUGUAAGAUCACCAUCUUCACCGUACGACACGCCUCGGAAGCCAGAAAAAGAGCCAUGGCGACCGCAUCGCGCGUUUCGUCAAGCCGUUCAGGACAUUUCCAACAUCAAACAGCAGGCGUCGCAAGUCAUCGACAGAAUCAGCGGCGCUGCCGGAAUCGGACCCAGACAAGGUUACAUGAGCGAAUCUGAGCUCCUGGGGUGGGAGACUAUUAUACGCAGUCCUAGAGAUGGAGCUGCUGCGACCGGCGGCGCAGGGCAGCUGAGCGCUAGUUUAAGUACGCAGGAGCGCGCUGGCGGGAAGUGGAUUAAGGAGCUCUCGUCGAUGGCUAACGUGGUUGUUGGCCGAUGCGCGAGAGUCCUGAUGCUCAAACCGGAGGAGCUAAAAGCGAAUUUCGAGGAGGAGGCGCCCGCGAGCGCGCGAGAGCCCGCGCGGUACGCGCGCAAUUUCCUCGAGUACUGCUGCUUCCGCGCGCUGGCCGUGGCGACGCAGGUGACUGAGCACCUCAAGGACAAAGACUUCCGGCGCUGGACGUUCGACAUGAUGCUCGCGUGGGAGGCGCCGGGAGCGUCGAAUCAGCCCACAGGACAGAUGGACGUGGAGAGCAGUGUGUGCAUGGACGCGUUCGCCCGGCUAGCUCCAGCUAUCCCGCUGGUGGCGGACAGUGUGACGGUGCACGCACUCUUUGAGCUGCUCACCGACGAGUGCCAGGGCGGCCGCCUUCCCUUCGCCAUCUACAAUAACUACCUCAGCGAGCUCGAAAAAACUGUGAAGACAAUAAAGAACUCCACCACUGGAGCGUUGGCAUCGGCUCUAGGGAUAGUGAGGGGCGAGGAGGCAGUGAUAGAGACGGACGGACAGGCGACACAGCCGGUGCUGCAGCACAUAGGCGUCAGUGCCUGGCCAGGUCGGUUGACCCUCACGGACUGCGCCCUAUACUUCGAGCCCAGUGGUGUCGUCUCGUACGACGCAGCAAAGAAGUUUGAUUUGGCCGCAGACCUCCAUCAGACAGUCAAGCCGGACCUCACUGGCCCGUGGGGGGCGAAGCUGUUCGACAAGGCCAUCAUGUACAAAAGCCAUGCCAUAUCCGAGCCUGUGGUCCUAGAGUUCCCAGAGCUAACAGCACACAUGCGGAGAGACUAUUGGCUGUCCAUCAUCCGCGAAAUCAUAGCCGUCCAUUCCUUUGUCCGGACCUACAAGCUAGAAGGUCCGGCUCGCAGGCAGGCUAUAGCCAAAGCCGUGAGGGGUAUAGCGCGACUUAAAGCCGUGUGGAGCUUACAAAAAGCCCUCCCUACCACCCCUGAGAGCCUCCUAACUUUCAUUGCAGCAGACGAGCUCCCGAGCGGGGAUAAAAUCUUGCGGGCCAUGGCGGGCGUGCUUAAGGCGGACUCGGGCAGCCCGAAAAAGGAACGAGAGCAGCUGGAGAAGCUAGGGGAGUUGGCUGCCGCUGCUGUGAGAAAUGCUGGGUUUGGGGGGGGAGGGGGAGGAGGCGGAGGCGGGGGAGGAGGGGGAGGUGGAGGGAGAGGUGGAGGGGGCGGGGGAGAGGAGGAGGGUGGGGGAGCAGCAGCAGGAGGUACUGGCGGAACAGCAGGAGCAGCAGGAGAAGCAGGAGGAGCAGCAGCAGGAGCAGGAGCAGCAGCAGCAGGAGGGAGCAGAUGGCAGCAAGGAGGCAGUGCAGCCGCAGCAGCAGUAGCAGCAUUUCUCCCCGGCACAGCAGGGCUGAUGGGCGGAGGAGGAGCAGGGGCGCUGGGAGUGGGUUCAUCCCCGUCUAUGCCUGUAGGGGAUGUGCUUGUAGGGGAGAUGACGGCUCUUGAACGGGCAGUAAAGAACUCGAGAGACAAGUCGAGUAAAGUGGCCAAGGCGAAGCGGUCGGUGGAGGAGGUGAAGGUGGAGGGCAUCGGGACAAACGUGGCUCUCAUGAAGGAGCUUCUAGUGCCAGCGAUGCUGCUAGGGCAGUGGUUCCAGUCGCUAGCCUCGUGGGAGGAGCCUAUCAAGACCAUGGUCUUUCUAGCCUUUGCACUCUAUAUCAUCUACAAGGACUGGCUCGGGUAUGUCAUCCCGUUCCUCCUCCUGACCAACGCGGUCAUCAUGAUGUGGCUCCGAUUCGUGCAACAGUCCGACAGACGCCGCCCGCCGAAUCGGCGGAACGAGGUGGUGGUGAUCACGCCGCCCAAUCAGAGCGCUGUGGAGCAGCUGGUCGUGCUGCAGGCUGCUCUAGCUCAGGUGAGGUAUCUGCUGUGCUUCCAAACUCCUCGCAGGGCCAUGGACAAGUCCACUUCCACGCACAUCUUACCCAUCCUCUUUGUAGCUGUGAUAUCCUCUCCUGAUAACUCCUCUCAUUCCUUACUCUCCACUGGGCUCUCUCGACAGGUGGAAGCGGCUAUCCAAGCACUCAACAUCGCACUCCUCAAAGCACGAGCGCUAGCCCUCUCCGAGCUCCCAACAGCCACAGACGAGCUUAUUGCCGUCCACAUAGUCCUGGCCAUCCUUCUCGCCAUCCUCCCGGUGCGGGUCGUGGUGCUGCUGGUGCUAGGCGACGUUUUCACACGAGAAAUGGAGUUCCGGAGAGACCAAACGCGACGGCUUGUAAGGAGGUUGCGGGAAUGGUGGCAUCAUAUUCCGGUGGUUCCCGUGCGGUUUAUUGAGAGGGAGAAUGAUGCCGAUUUCUACUAG